This is a messenger RNA of Scylla paramamosain (green mud crab), 3807 nucleotides long. RefSeq names its product GTP-binding protein Rit2-like. The record is from RefSeq and is a predicted model, not a curated record. Lineage: Eukaryota; Metazoa; Arthropoda; Malacostraca; Decapoda; Portunidae. Gene Ontology annotation, cellular component: plasma membrane. Gene Ontology annotation, molecular function: GTP binding; GTPase activity; calcium channel regulator activity.
GACAUGUUUGACGCGGACUACCCCGGAGAGGGGUGGCGGGCGGGGAGCGGGAGGUGGGCACGCCGCCCGUCCUGCCCUCCAGCUUCCCCGCCAUCACCCCAGAGGACCUUACGCCCGCCGAGCUGCAUGAGUUCGAUAUGAAGUAUGGGUCUCCUCACCACGCCCGCUCCCGCUCCAUCAAGUCCCUGGCGCGGCCCACCUUGCUCGCCCUGCCGCUAGAGCGGCCGCGGCUCACCUCCCUGCCAGGCAACGGAGGCGGCGGAGGUGGCGGAGGUGACGACGACGAGGACGACUACUACCGCCUGCGACACUUCUCUAUCACGGGGCGGCGCAUCAUCAACAGAGGAGACUCCUUCAAGUCCCGCAGGACGCGAUCCAACACCAGCGUGGCCUCGGACGCUUCCAGGGCGCUGACGUCACUAGAGGGCGGGGCCACCCUCAUUGCGUCACUGGAGGGGGCGUGUCGCUCCUUGGCACCUGGCCUGCCCCCCGCCAUCACACUCUCCUGUGACGACGUUUCCUGCUUCACGGAUGGAUGCGCGUGGUCACAUCCCUGCUCGCUGGCGACGUCGGCGGCGUCUUCUGCGGCGUCUUCGGCAGCGUCGUCGGCGUCGGAGAUGAUGACGCCGUACCGGGUGGUGAUGCUGGGGGCGGCGGGGGUUGGCAAGACGGCCCUCGUGCACCAGUUUAUGACCUCUGAACAUAUCAACGCUUACGAUAACUCCUUAGACGAGGAGUACGGGGAGCAGUCCGUCUCCGUGAUGCUGGACGGGGAGGAGUCUGAGAUUAUGUUUGUUGACCACCCCGCCGACGAGAUGACGGUGGAGAAUUACCUGACCACCUACGAGCCUCAUGCCUUCGUGGUGGUGCUGAGUGUGACGGAGCGGGCCAGCUACCUGCGGGCGGAGGAGGUGCUGCAGUACCUGUGGCGCCUUGACGUCAUGAGCAACAAGGGCGUCAUCCUAGUGGCCAACAAGACGGAUAUCGUGAGGGCGCGCUGUGUGUCGUCCAAAGAGGGAUCCAACCUGGCGGAUUCCUACGACUGCAAGUAUAUCGAGACGUCCAGUGGCUUCAAUCACCAGGUGGACGAGCUCUUGGUGGGGAUACUGAAGCAGAUCCGCCUAAAGACACGACCGCCGGAGACUAAGAGGAAACGAAGCACGCGAAGGAAGAAGUACCGCGGCUCCAAGACCUCGGCGAGUCUCAAGGUCAAGAGCUUCCUGACGAAGGUGUGUGGGAAGGAACCAAGCAAGUCAUGCGAGAACCUACACGUCCUUUGACUUCUUCUCUUCCUUCUUUACUACUCCACGCUUAAACGGCUUCAAGAGACACCUCAUGACUUCCGUUGGGGGAGCGGCUGGGACCACACACACACACACUCACAGACACACACGCACACGUACACUCACACACACACACACACACACACACACACACACACACACACACACACACACACACACACACAGGCGAGACACAAGGGGACUUCAGGACUCUACGUGUGUUCAGGAGUCAGGAGUCCCUCUAAUGCACAGGAGAGUGAGUGUUCUCCCCCACUCCUGCGUGUGCUCGCCCUGUGCUGAAUGAAGUGCUGUCUAGCGGGUGUGUUUUCCCCUCUCUGUUAGAAUUCAGAGACCCACUGACUCUGUGCCUCAUGGAAUAGAGAAGAGGAGGAAGAGGAAGAGGAGGAGGGAAUGUAAUUUGUUUGGGCACGAUGGAAAGGGAAACGGAGGCCUCAGGUUUGCCUCUUGGUGAUAACGAGACCCUCAACCUUUAUUUAAUUCCUCUUUCCCUCUCCCUCCUCUCCUCCAUUCCUCCAGCCAUCCUUUCCCAGGUCCCUUCCCAUUAUUUCUUCUUUCUACUCAAUCCUUCCAGUGCGUCGUUGCUCCUCGUUCUCGAUCUCCUCCAUCUCUCUCUCUCUCUCUCUCUCUCUCUCUCUCUCUCUCUCUCUCUCUCUCUCUCUCUCUCUCUCUCUCUCUCUCUCUCUCUCUCUCUCUCUCUCUUCUGUCCCCUUCGCUCUCACCCAAGCUUCCACACUCGGAUCUAUAAACAAACAUUUAUCUUCCUCCUCGACAAGUCUUCCUCGCAGUUUGGGGUGAGUUAUCGCUUCGAAGAGCUCCAAGGAAGCGCUUUUUUGACAAUGAAAGGACUGGGGGAAAAAAAUCAUGCGGGGAAAUGCAUCUGAACGUGACAAAAGUGUUGGAAUCUUCUGCCUCCAGGCGUCGCGGGAGGAGGGAUGUACAAGGGACAAAGUAAAAAAAGAACUAGUUUGAGAAAAUCCUACGCUGAGUGAAACGAGUGAAUAAAAAUGCAUAUCAUGUGUACAUACAGGUAAUUAAGAAACAAAAUCCCUCCUUAUUACACUCACAAAAAAAUACCUGCUUUGAUCUCACGAAUUAUAAAACUUUGAGUGUGAAAAGUGUCCAAAAAAAAAAAAAAGACAGAGGAACUAAAAAAAAAUCUUGAGAAAGGAUAAAAGUUACAGGCACUUUUUGGCAACUGCAGCAUUGUCAUGGCCCUUCCCGUACCUCUGCCAGCCCUCCCUCGUCCCCUCCUCCGGACUAAGAACCUUCCGUCUCCCUAAACUCCCGCAGUGGAGGCAUCAACAAACUCCCACAACCUUCCUGGACGAGGGAACUUUGCCGGGAAAUUUCCGCAACUCUGCUCGACUCUCCCCGCGUCUGAAGGGCAUCUCGGAGGUAUAAAUAAUAGUUACUUGGUUUUACGUUAAGCUUCCUUUCCAGAACAUGUAAUCUGAUAUUCCAAUGCAGUGCUGAAGGCAAGUAUUUAAGCUCCGUCAUCUGAAACGCUUUGCUGUCUUGUGUCCCUACUUUUAACAGACUCACGAGGGAGAUAUUGCGGUUUUCUAGUGGAUUUUCAUAACACCAGUGAUAAUCAGAAAUCUGUAUCAGUAAUGGGAAAAUAAAAUAGCCGUGAGAACCUGACUAAUAGCCUCUGUGGCCUUUGUAAACAUUCCUGAUGAGAGAACAAAGCGUUUCAGAGUACGGGCCUGAGAAAGAAGCUUGUUGUGAUAUCAAGCCUUAGGACGAGGUAAUAAGAAGCAAAAGACAAGAGGAUGUCCAGCAUUACUCGUACUUUACUCAAUGCACACAAACAUUACUUUUUCCUCUAGGGUUGCUGGGGGUCCAAUAUUUCCUUCCUAGGUAACAUUACGCCCUCCAGUGAGAGAUAAUGGUUGUGAAGUCACGUGUCGAUAAGGAAAAUCCGUUAUUCACUCUUUUUUUCGGGGUUUAUUCAGUAAAACAAAGGCUGCGUGUGUACCAUUAAGCAGAUGCAGGAAGGAGGAGCAGCAAGCGAGAAGACACGAAGAAGGAAGGAAAAGGUAUGAGAAGGUAAAUCAGGAAAGCAAUGGAGAAUUACGAUGAAUUAACUUAAUGAAAUAGGAGAGACAUACGUAGGCAAAUACAGUGAAAGGAAACGUAAAUACGGAAAGGCAAAUGUAAAUGAGAAAUGUGCGAAAUUUAAUAGAAGGAAAAGGUGCGAGAAAGUUAAAAUUAGGAAUGCAAUGGAGAAUUAAAAGGGAUGAACGUAAUGAAAUGGGAGAGGUACACGUAAGCAAGUACAGUGAAAGGAAAACGUAAAAUAAAUGCAAACGAAAAUGGGAAAUGCGAGAAAUGCGAGUAAAAUCAAAGAAGUGAACAGGAAUGAAAAUAUAUAUACAGAAAAAUAUGAACGAAGGAUGGACAUAAAAGAAUGAAACAAAAAAAGAAAUGAAAUAUACAUAUACGUGACCAGAAAAUCGGACACGAAAAAUAAAACAUAAACAAAACCAAGAAAAUAAAUAAA